Molecule: messenger RNA, 1371 nt
Organism: Arabis nemorensis
Lineage: Eukaryota; Viridiplantae; Streptophyta; Magnoliopsida; Brassicales; Brassicaceae
Source: the annotation of a GenBank genome assembly
AUGGAGAAUUCAGAUACUCCUUAUCACCCCAACCCCGAGGAUCUCCGGCGAAUACCUGUCGACCUCUUCGUCUCUAAGAACCUUCCCGGCCUUUCCGCCGGCGAUCUCGGUUUCACCGAUUCCUCCGACCAUCUUCUCUACACCAUCCGAAAAUCUUCUUCCUCCUUGAAGUCCCUCCUUGAUUCCUCUGGUGUUCCCCUUUUCUCCAUCUCGCGUCUACACAAUGGAAUGUGGGAAUUGCAUAAAGGAGAUGUGGAAAAACGUAAGGAGUUGAUUCUAACGGUGAAGCGGACAUCGAACAGAUUUAGCAAGAUAGAGUUAGAGGUCUCUUUUGCCGGUGAAUCGUCGCAACAUCUUGUUAUCAAAGGUUGCCCCUUUCAGAAAUCAUGUACCAUUUACAAUCAAGAUUCCAUUGUUGCGCAGAUUGAAUAUUUCCCUGAAGCUGAUCUCUCUGUCUUUUUAAUUUGGAUGGCAGACGAGUUUGAUGUACAAGCUGAGGCAGAUUUACGUAGGAAGAAGCAAGUUCCGGUUAACCAUCUUUCCGGGAUCCAUCGAUCAUUCGCUAGUAGUGGCUAUGGUCGCCGUGUUCCUUCAAGGAAGAAAAUGAAUUUAUUCUCUCAAGGCUCGGUCGCUAAAUUUCUCUCAGGCUCCUAUCGUCAUCGUCUUCCCGGAGCUGAGUCGAAGAUGCUAACCGCAGAUAUUCCACCGAAUCAGUCAAUCUACAUCCAAAACCUCAAUGAAAAGAUCAAGAAAGAAGAAUUGAAGAGAUCUCUUUACUGUUUGUUCUCUCAGUUUGGGAGGAUUCUUGAUGUGGUUGCUUUGAAGACUCCUAAGCUCCGUGGACAAGCUUGGGUUGCGUUUAGUGAAGUCACAGCUGCUAGUAAUGCGGUCCGUCAGAUGCAGAAUUUCCCCUUCUAUGAUAAGCCAAUGCGCGUACAAUAUGCAAAAUCAAAGUCGGAUUGUGUUACUAAAGCCGAAGGAACUUUUGUUUCAAAAGAAAAGAAGAGGGGGCAAGAAGAAAAAGUUGAAAGAAAGCGUGAAGAAACUAAACGACCUAACAUGGCUAAUGGUCCAACUUCCCAAAAUGGAGUCCCUCCUGCGCCUUCGUUCCAACCGGGUGGGCAAGAAACGAUGCCACCAAAUAACAUACUCUUCAUUCAGAAUCUUCCACUUGGGACAACAAGCGCGAUGCUUCAGAGUCUCUUUGAACAGUACCCGGGUUUCAAAGAGAUAAGAAUGAUCUCGGCAAAACCAGGGAUUGCGUUUGUGGAAUUCGAAGACGAUGUUCAAUCUUCCAUUGCUAUGCAAGCUCUUCAAGGUUUCAAAAUGACUCCCCAGAAUCCAAUGGUCAUCUCUUUUGCCAAGAAAUGA